Messenger RNA from Nerophis lumbriciformis (worm pipefish), 930 nucleotides. The record is from RefSeq and is a predicted model, not a curated record. NCBI's taxonomy places the organism in Eukaryota, Metazoa, Chordata, Actinopteri, Syngnathiformes, Syngnathidae.
AUGGCGGAGCCGGCAGUUCGCAUCCCCGGGAUAGUUUUCGCUUCUUUCUUGUUUCAACACGCCAACAGAGACUCGGACGUGGAAGGUUUGCUGUUGGGGGAAAUGCACAUGGAACAACACGUGACCAUCAGCGACACGCAGGAGGACAACGUUCGCCUCACACAAACUUACAGCGUCCACAAACACGUCAGCUGCAGACAACUCAACACCUGGUACGACGCAGCGGGCAGAGUGGACAUAGCGGCAGUUCGCCGGCUCCUGGGCGCUAACCCUCUCGAGCGUGUGAUCGGCUGGUACCGCCAGCGCCGGAACUCGGAGCAGCGAAUGAGCAUGCGCGAGACGGCGGUUCACCGGAGCCUGAAGGCGGCGCUAUGCAGGCCACUCGCCGUCUUCCUGUUAGUGACGCCCGGCACCGCGGCGGAGGCGGGAUCAACCCACCGCACCGAGUAUUCGGCCUUCUUGUCCGGCGACAGGCAGGUCCCCGUUGUGCUCACCAACAUGGCGUCUUUGGACCAUCAGGCCUACUGGACGGCGCCUGCGGCAUCUUCAGCGCUCGGUUACCAGCGUGCCGUCGCCCGACACAGUUCCAAGUUGCUGGACCCCAGCGGCCAGUUGGCAGACGUGGAGGCCAUCAACAACAUGAAUGCCGAGCUGCAGAAUGAGCUUCAGACAGCAUGUGGCGCCUUGGUGGAUAGCGAGCGCACCGUGCAGAAGAUGCUCGUCGAUGUUUCCGUCCUCAAAAGGAAGCUCAGUGAUAAGAAAUCGGCAAUUGUCAGCAAAGAGGGCCCUCCUGUGCCCAAAAGGAACUACUGCCUCCAGCUGGCAGUCCGAGCGCUCUUCACCCACUCGCCGAUCUUUGCCACGAACACGCUGACGCUGGACGCCCGCCCCGUGGCCCAUGUGAAGCUCCGCCCCCCGCCGAGAAAAUGA